CUUAUUCUUCUAUCAAGGCAUCUGAACAAGAUAUCAGCGAUCGAUAAAUGUGCUUGGAAACCAGAUAGGCAUUCGAACGGAAAAUAUCUAACACACGGCCAGCGACGCUUUCUGUUCGCAGAGGAUUCACAAAAAAAAAUUUCUUCCCCCAGAAAUCAUUCCAAUUCAGGGAAUAUUCGGGAGACAUUGAACCUGACUGGAAAGGAAUGUUUGAAUGUCUGCAACUGUGGUUACUCCAGAAGUUGGAAUCGCCUUUUUUUUUUACUCCAGACUUGAUGCGGUGUAACCUACAAGUUUAUAAGGUCAACUUGCGGUAUCUCACCAGUACAUCGUGUUUUCUCAAUUAAUGCCGAUUAAAUCUCAAUGUCAUAGUCAUUUGACUGGAAUAUCAAUCUCAAUUGUACUUGUUGCAGCCGACAAAACACUAUUUUGCACCUUUUGAAAGGAUAUGGUUCGAACAUUACAAGCUAUCUGCAUUCGUUGAAUACUCUCUUUUUUAGGACCUGUCGCAACCGCCCAAAUCAUAAUUGCAUGUGAUUUCUUGAGUUAUAACGAGACAAGUUUGAAUGUAGGAUUUGUGCUUGAACUGAACACAGACUUUACGUCAUCAAUCUUUCUUCUUCAUCCAGGCCUAUUUAUAUUUCUUUGGAAUAAAAAGGAAAUCGAUUUGCAGACAUGGCUCAGACAGCAGGAAGCAAAUAUUCGGCAUCGACGCAACGAAGCGCCAUGGACGCCAGAGGCGGCGCAAGCACUGCGCCAGGCCGACCAGCCGUCCGCUUUGAAUGCACCUACAAGAUGGAACCAGACAAGAAGUUCAUGGUCGGUGCCGCCAAACAGAUCGUCGAGGAUAUCUUGACCGCUCAGCUGGAGUCACAGUCCUAUGACCCACAAAAGUGUCCAGUCCUCUGCCGUGAGCUUGCCGACGUCAUCAAGCAUCGCGUCAAGGAAUUGCUGAUCCCACGUUAUAAAAUCGUCGCCAUGGUUACAAUUGGAUCCACAGAGCAUGCAGAUGUCUGUUCCGCAAGUCAAUGUGUUUGGAAUGAUAAAUUUGACUCUUACGCCCAAUAUACUUACAAAAACGGCUCCCUGUACGCCACUGGCAUUGUUUAUGGUAUAUAUCAAGAAUGAAUGGGAAACUAGUGAGAGUGACUUUUUAUAUCUAGAAAAAGAACUUGAUGUGUGCCAUAUAGUCAAUAUAUAGUGUGUGUGAAUAUGAUUUUAUUUAAAGAUAUUGGAUUUGUGUGAGUUAUUUUCACUCAUAGGCCUAUUGCCUACAUUUUAUUCCAAUCAAAUAUAGUACGUCAUAUUAAGAAGAACAUUUUGUUUAGAAGUUUGUCAGACGUUCACCACUGCUAUUAGGGCACAUAUUUUAUCCUGAAAUUUCAUUUGAUUAUAUUCAUAAUUGCUUGCUUUUGAAUAAUUACUCAUUGUCUAAGCUGAAAAUUAAUAUAAACCUAAGAAGUCGAUUAGCUCGACGAUUAUUACAUUGUACACUCCUUACACUUUCAAAAAGAAUUUCGCAAAAAGGCCCAACUUGUGAGGAUCUUUUCCUCAAGUUAAUUUGUAAAAGAAUAUUCAUGUCAAUACCGGCCGGCCUGCCACCAAGUAGUCUAAUUUUCAGUCAAGAAUUGUGUUGAUGUAACUAUUUGCCAUGAUUGGAGUUUACAAGAAAAGUCGGUAAAUUAUAAGACCUUAGUAAUGCUUUAGGAUUUUAUUCUGCAGUGAUUCUCUUCAAAAUGUGAAAUACAACAUCCUGGAACCAUAUUUAUACAAUCUCUUCUCCUUCUUCUGAUAAAGUACAGUCCACCGACUGGUGUAUUGUCGUACUAUAUUUGGCAGGUCUGGUGUGGAGUAUGUACAGUGCCAUUUUUUUAUAUUAAAAAAAAACUAAGUGCAGCUAAAAAGCCAUGCUCCUCUCUUAGCGAAGCAGGAUGCUCUGUACUACAGAUAGAGGUGACAUUGGGUAGUUCAUCUAGCAAGGAAUUCCAUUACCUGAUAUCUGGAAAGAAGGACUUCUGACAGAUGAUAUUCCUUGCAGAAGGUGUUUCUCGUUUAGCAUUUAACAACCAUUUUUGGUCACAUCACUAAGUGGAGAUUUGGCGUAUAUACAGAACUCCAAGCACGUGUCGUUAACUACUUGUACUAGUUGUUGUCGGUUCCGAAAAUAUGUUUGAAUCGUUUCAGUAUACAUGUAUCUCUGUCAGCUGACAAAGCUCUGUCAGCUGUAUUUUAUACCUUGAACUUAAGUGCAAAGUGUUCUCAUCGACCGCCAAAGUUUCAGCCAGUGUAAUUCCAACUAUAUUUGAAGCGCACAAAUUAUUUCAUGAUUUGGAUAUGCAAUAUUCGUGCUGUCAUCUGUAAAUAAGAAUGAUAUACUUUGCUUAUUUAGCCAUACGAGUCUUUGAAAAUAUACCUCCAAUAUCUAUUCUUUUGGAACCAUUUAUCAAUCAUUGUUUGAUGUUUCAGCAAAUUUUAUCUUCUUUUUCAAAUCUUGAUCACAUUUUACUUUCGUUGUCAUAAUUAUUUUUAUUUGGUCCUUUGUGGGAAAUUUGAACCCAUUUUUUCUUUUCGCUUUGUGAUAUUACUCUGUAGACAUCAGCUUAAGAACAGUGUACCUCAUUUCAGGAACAUUGUAUGUUGUUUCAUAAAACUGUUUACAAAUGAUUUUACACACGACUAGAACAUUUUCUAGGUGCUAAGUAAAUGUAGCUACACAGGGAUAUAUCAUUUAGGGCAAGAAAUGGUCCCUAUAUGAAGUCAUGACUGAUAUGAUACAAACAGCUUUAUGUUUUUAACUGCAUGAAUAUUAUAGUAUGCUUCCACAGUGAAUUCUAAUAAUUUUUCAAAUAUUCAAUUUCAUUUGAUUUUUUUCCUUAUCGCACCUUGCCGAUAGUUAUCACGUAUACACUCUAAAUUAUAAUAACAUGGAUUGGAAUUAAAUCAAGAUCGGUUGUAUUUAGUGACCAUGCAGUCAAAUUCUGGAUUCAAUGUGAGUGGAUCCUAAAGAUUUAUUUUUUUUAAUAUCAAAGAUUUUAGAUUCAAAUCUUAUGCUUUAUAUAUAAAUCUUUACAAAUUUAAAUCCAUUGUCCGGCUGGUCACCAUUCACAGCUGAUCUGGAUUUAUCUAAAUCCACGAAAUUUAGAGUAUAUCCAGAUUGGGAUACGUAGAGAUUUGAGAUGCUAUGUGUCAUUUGGUAUUUACGAAUACUAAAUGAAAUGGGGGAGAUGAUGAAGGUUAAUCCAUAGAAAACGGUUUUAAAGUUAUAAAAUCACGUUUUUAGCAUAAUACGAUUCCUUAUUAUUCUGCGUUGCCCUCAAAUGAGGCCCUAGAUGAAAAGUGUAAAUUUAUUUUCUGCAAUAAAACAUAUAUUUGCAAACAUAA
Molecule: messenger RNA, 3381 nt
Organism: Lytechinus pictus (painted urchin)
Lineage: Eukaryota; Metazoa; Echinodermata; Echinoidea; Temnopleuroida; Toxopneustidae
Product: dynein light chain Tctex-type 5-like
Exons: 1
Coding region: 676-1128 (150 amino acids)
Biological process (GO): microtubule-based movement
Cellular component (GO): cytoplasm; cytoplasmic dynein complex
Molecular function (GO): dynein intermediate chain binding
Source: RefSeq, a predicted model, not a curated record